This is a messenger RNA of Phycomyces blakesleeanus NRRL 1555(-), 1260 nucleotides long. RefSeq lists its product as hypothetical. Lineage: Eukaryota; Fungi; Mucoromycota; Mucoromycetes; Mucorales; Phycomycetaceae. Gene Ontology annotation, cellular component: endoplasmic reticulum; membrane. Gene Ontology annotation, molecular function: fatty acid 2-hydroxylase activity; heme binding; iron ion binding. The coding region runs from base 43 to 1071 and encodes 342 amino acids. The transcript is spliced from 2 exons. Gene Ontology annotation, biological process: lipid biosynthetic process; fatty acid metabolic process. The record is from RefSeq and is a predicted model, not a curated record.
UGUUUUUAUUUAUUCUUAUAAAUACUUGGAUAGGAUCCUGCAAUGCCAAAUUUUAGUGCAGAGCAGGUCGCAGAACAUGCGUGCGAGAGUUCUUGCUGGAUAAUCUACAAGAAUAAAAUCUACGAUGUAACAACAUUUGUGGGUGAUCAUCCAGGAGGUCAGGACAUUGUCAUGCAAUUUGCAGGCACGGAUGUCACAAAUGUCAUGUCCGAUCCCACCUUGCAUGUGCAUUCGGAUGCUACUCAAGAUAUAUUGAAUGAGUAUUAUAUUGGCGAACUCCUUCCUUCCAAAGAAAAUCCUGUUCCUGUCACAAAACCUCUUGUUACCAAGGCAAAGGAGAAAGAAACGUUCCUCGACUUGCGCAAACCAUUAUUUCCUCAGUUGUGGAACGCGACUUACUCCAAAAAAUUUUAUCUGGAGCAGGUUCACCGACCACGUUAUGUACCUUAUUAUGUACCAUAUUUCAGUGACCCAGCCAUGGAUGUCUUGUCGCGGACGUCAUGGUAUAUGGUACCUUUGAUCUGGAUUCCGUUUGUGGUCUAUCAACUGUGGUGUUCUCUCAAAACAGGUCACAGUGAUGUUAUGGUUACAGGUGUGACAUUUGCGACUGGUGUAUUGUUCUGGACAUUACUCGAGUAUUGUCUCCACCGUUUUCUAUUCCAUCUUGAUGAUCUAUUGCCUGAUCACCCGAAAGCUUUAUUGGUACAUUUUACCUUACAUGGUAUCCAUCACCACAUGCCAAUGGAUAGAUUACGUCUGGUAAUGCCUCCUGCGUUGACAGUCUUGAUUGGAACGCCUGUCAUUCGGCUUGCUCACUUGGUCUGUAUACCAAAAAUUGCACAUGGAUUUGUGGCGGGCGCAUUUAUGGGUUAUAUCCUGUACGAUCUUAUACACUAUUACCUCCAUCAUGCCCAAGUGUUUAAAAUCCAUUUUAAAGAGAUGAAGAGAUAUCACAUUGCACAUCAUUACAAGGAAUAUGACAGCGGGUUUGGCAUUACCUCCAAGUUGUGGGACUAUGUGUUUGGCACAGUCUUAGUUAUGGAUGAAAAUAACUCGGUUAAGACUCUUUAAUCAAUACUAUCAUUUAUUCUCUUUUGUUUUUCCAUUUACUUUUUGCUGUCGUUACAUUCUUUAUAUUUGUAUAUUUAUAUAUAAACCCCUGCUCUUUUGUUUUUAUUCUUCAAUUUAAAAACAUGCUUAUAUAUAUAUAUAUAUAUUUAUAAAUUUAUAUAUUUAUAUAUACAUACACUAUAUAUAAUC